Molecule: messenger RNA, 336 nt
Organism: Penicillium argentinense
Lineage: Eukaryota; Fungi; Ascomycota; Eurotiomycetes; Eurotiales; Aspergillaceae
Product: MGR2/ROMO1 family protein
Exons: 5
Coding region: 1-336 (111 amino acids)
Biological process (GO): protein import into mitochondrial matrix; protein insertion into mitochondrial inner membrane
Cellular component (GO): TIM23 mitochondrial import inner membrane translocase complex
Source: RefSeq, a predicted model, not a curated record
AUGCCCGUUGUUGCAGGCCCUGCCCCUGGCGGAGGUGCCCACGGCCCUUCGACCUUUGACAAGAUGAAAAUGGGUGGAUUGAUGGGCUCCACUGUCGGUGGAAUUAUGGGCUUCAUCAUUGGAACUGUGACCAUCUUCCAGUAUGGUGCUGGGCCUAAUGGUGUCAUGCGCACCCUGGGCAAGUACAUGCUGGGUUCCGGUGCGACUUUUGGGUUGUUUAUGUCCAUCGGCAGCGUUAUCCGUACCGACGGACCCCACAAUGAUGCCUGGCUCCGCGCCCGUGGUCCUCCUAUGAUGCUCCCUCGCCAGAGCCCUCUGCGGGCAAUGCGUCAAUAA